GUGUGUGUGUGUGUGUGUGUGUGUGUGUGUGUGUGGUGAAACUAGUCGCUGUUGUUUCUUAUCGGCCAUCACAGCAGCGAGAAGCCGACUAGGGCCACGUUAAGAUACCGCAGACAGGGAUGCGUUUUACCCGCUGAUGAUCCGUCGACCAUUUUCAGUGCAUCCCCGACAGCAGAUCCUGAACGCAGCACCGAGGCACCGACAUCUUGGCCGUUUUGGGCUAAAAACAAAAACAAACAACAAAACUACCGCGAAAAAAAAAAAAAAUCAUCCGUCUUCCCCACAGGAUCGGAUCAUCUUGGCAUCUUUCCGGGCAACAACAUCGGUAGGCUGCAAUGGCAGAGCAUCUGUCCCAGAGCGAGCUGGACUACCCGUUCAAACUUCUGGAGUAUUUCAACGGCUUCAGGGUCUCAAAGCUUUGUACAGCAGCACCGACGUGGCUAAUCUUUACCUGGCCAAAGGCAGCGGCAAGUCUCUCCACGACAUGAUCAUCUACCAAUCCCAGACCAUCUACCCGCUGUGGAACAACAUGGUGGACGCCGUCAGGGAGGGGAAGAAUCAGAAUGAAAAGACCUUCGGCCUUCCACCAGAAGAUAUUUUCCAAGCGAUUUACAGAUCAGAGGAGGAGAAGCUGAAAUUCAUGGGUCUGAUGAACUCCUCGUGGGUUCUAGACGGACACGACAUUGUGACGGCGUUCAACCUCUCCUGCUUUCAGGAGAUAGUAGACCUUGGAGGAUGCACCGGUGCUCUGGCCCGUGAGAUGGCCAAGGCUUACCCGUCCUCCUCCAUCACGGUGUUCGACCUCCCGCAGAUCGUAGAAACGGCUCAGAAACAUUUCUCUCAGGAGAGCAACACUGUGGUGUUUCAGAGCGGAGAUUUCUUCAGCGGUGAAAUCCCUCCCGCUGACCUGUACGUUCUGGCCAGAAUCAUUCACGACUGGCCUGAUGAGAAGUGCCUCACGCUGCUGAGGAAGAUCUAUGACACCUGCAAACCAGGCGGCGGCGUCCUGCUGGUGGAAGCCUUGCUGUUUGAGAACCGACGAGGGCCCGUCAUGGCUCAGAUCUUCUCCCUCAACAUGCUGGUGCAAACCGAGGGCCGGGAGCGCCCGCCAUCCGAGUACACCCGCAUCCUCAACAAGAGCGGCUUCCACAACGUUCAGGUGUGCCGGACCGGCAAGUCCUACGACGCCAUCCUGGCCGUCAGAUGAGCUCAGGGCAGUCCAGAGGCGUCCCUCAAAGUCUGGGGAAAGUAAAGAAAGGUGACCUGGAACUUUCAAGGCCGUGAAAAGGUUUGGAGGUGGACAUAAAACACAUUAAGCUCUGAAAAAAAAAAAAACUGUUGCCAAUCUCAGUGCACAUGGAUCCCCAGUAGGGUUGCACAAUUAAUCGCAAUUUUAUCAAAAUCGGAAAAUGGACUAUUACAAUAUCCAAAUCGUGGGGGUGCGCAAUAUUUGUUAAAGGCAAAAUAAGUGUCAAACCAUUCUGAAUUAAUUUUUGUGGUGCUGCAGAGACGUACCGACCUAGAAAUCGUAUUCUACAGACUACAGAAGACAUUUGACACUAUAACGAUUUUAAUAUUAAGAAUUUGAAUAUUUUUCAAUGAAAAUGAAAAUAAUGAUACAAAAAUGAUAAUGUCCUCCAAUAUCGUGAAUUAUAUUGCAAUUGCAAUAUCAGUCAAAAUAAUCGCAAUUAGAUAUUUUCCUCAUAUGGUGCAGCCCUACUCCCCAGUUGAUGUUGGGUGAUGUUUUCAGACGCCAACUUUUUUUUUUUUUUUUUCAAAGAUCGUAGCAAUACAAACAUUCUCCAGAUUGAAGUUGCUGCUGGAAAAUGUUUGUGAUAAAUACUGCUUCAGGUUAAAGGAAUAGUUUGACAUUUUGGGAAAUACCCUUAUUAGCUUUUUUUUUUCUUUUGCCAAAAGAGCGAUACCACUCUCAUGUCUGUAGGCUAAAUAUGAAGCCACAGCCAGCAGUCAGUCAGUUAGCUUAGCUUAGCAUAAAGACUGGAAACAGGUGGAAACCGCUAGCCUGGCUCUGUCCAAAAUCAGCCAACCAGCACAUCUAAAGAUCACUGAAUAACAUGUCAUAUUAUUACAAAGGAACCGAUACAGUAUCUUUUAUUUGAUCAUUAUUAUACAGUAUAAUGGCACUGAUGCUGAUGUUUUUUUUUAAAGAAUUGUGGAACGUUUACAGGCUGUGCUUUUUACGCUGGCCCCAUUUUAACAGUGUUUUAAAGCCAAACAUGUUGUUUUUACUUUGUUUCUUUUUUAUUGACAUGCUCAAAAAUACCAAAAUCUGGUCAGUAUUUGCAGUCAUAUCUCUUUGAAUAUCAGCCGUUCACAACCUAGAACCUCACACGUACCAGAAUCAAACAGAAAAUAGUGACGGGUUUGAUAUCAGAUGAUAGUUUUAUCAUUGGUGACGAUAUUUCUUUAAAAUCAUGGAGGGUGUAUUCCAAAAAAUUAUAAACAAAUUAUUGACAGAUUUGGGAUAGCUUUGUUUUUAAUGAAUAUUCAGCCAAGAUAUUGGGGGGGCUAGGCGUCCCUGCCUACAAAUCGUAUUCUACAGACCAAAGAAAAACUCUUUGUUCGGGACAGAUCCUCACAAAAAUCAUACUAUAACUGAUUACUAAUAUCAUCAGUAGGAGAGCAGCGUGAAGAUUAAAAAAAUGAUUAGUUCCAAACAGACGUUUUGGGCAACAGCGUUGUUGUCAGUUUUGCCCACUGUUGAAGGAAGUCUUCGCAAAAUGUCUGUGUAUAUAAUUUUUUUUUUUACUUAUUUUUGUCAAAAACACCAAAAACAAAAAAAAGUCAAAAACACCAAAAGUAACAACAUCAACCCUGUUGCCAUGAACCAUGUACAUAUCUCUACAUACUUUGUGUAUAUUGUCCAUGAACGGUAAAAAACAUCCAUAAAAAGAAAAAGAGGGAAGGCAAACCAACUGCCAUGUUCAUUAUUCCAAAGAAUAUGUUGACCAUUUGGUCCAUCUUGCAAAGCAUAAAUCAUAAAUCUCCUGGAUCGCUUUGGUGAUUUCAACUCAAGUGUCUGCUGUAGUGUAGGUAGAUAGAACUUCUAACGCAGUAAACAAAUAUGCUGCUUUAGAAAAUACAGAUUUUUGUGUAUGUUGUGAUAUUGUGUUAUUGUGGGACUGUGUGUUCCUGUUUACUGUGACGAGUUCAGGUUCCCUCUCAGACUGCAUGUACACCAGACUCUGCAGAAUAAACCUCAGUUUACCUCCAUUAUUCCUCCACUGGUGUUAAAAAGUUCUCUUUAUUUUUUUAUUUUUGGACUGUUGUGUGACCGUCUAGCUGAAGGGAAAUCACUUCUUGUUGUUUUUAUGAACUGUUUUUAUUGGUAUUUGUUGCAUUUCAACCUCUCGUGUUUACAACAGAAAGUAAUUUACAUCAUCUCAGCUCUAAAUAAGUACCGAAAAUGUCACAUAUUGAAUACUGUACAUACUACAAAACAGUGUAAGAGGUGCAGGAAACAUUUUCCUUUUGUUGUGAUCUGCCUGUGUGUCAUAGAUGAGGAGCCAAUGCCAAAUGUCAUGCUGUUUGAUAGAAACAUUUAGAAUCAGCACACGGUUCUGUAAGCUCGUUUCCUGUCCUCUAAUCAUUCCACGUGUGGGCAGCAUGCAUCCUGCAGAUUAAAUCCGAGACCUACACUACAUCUGGUUAGUUCUUUCUAAAUAGUUCAUUCAACAAAACAAAAAAUAUAUUUAAAAGCAACAUGCAUGUGUAAAAAGCCACUAGGUGAUGUUGACAAUGCAGCUGUCUCUCUAUUGUUGCAGGUUUUUUUUAUGUCAUGUAACUGCUGAAAUUAAACAUUGGUUUGUCAAAGGACAACUCACAAACAAUGACAUAUUCCAUCUUUUUUAUGUAUUUCAAUGCUAAUAAUAAAAAAAGUAAAUACACCCGGGAAGUGUGCAUAAGACAUCAGUUUUUCCAAAUAUAUUUCCAUUAUAGUAUAUGUUAAGGGGAUUUUUAGGGGAUGACUUGCUUAUGAGUAUCGCUGUCUGUAUGUAAUGUACUGUAUGUCCGCAAACCUGUCAAUAGAUUAUUUGAUACAGAUGAAUUGUCUUAACUUGUAGCUUUGUAAGAAAAUGGGAUAUUAAAGGGUUAAUAUAA
Messenger RNA from Perca fluviatilis (European perch), 4122 nucleotides. RefSeq names its product acetylserotonin O-methyltransferase 2 (gene asmt2). Gene Ontology annotation, molecular function: O-methyltransferase activity. The coding region runs from base 137 to 1207 and encodes 356 amino acids. The record is from RefSeq and is a predicted model, not a curated record. NCBI's taxonomy places the organism in Eukaryota, Metazoa, Chordata, Actinopteri, Perciformes, Percidae. The transcript is spliced from 8 exons.